Penicillium riverlandense is the source of this 1362-nucleotide messenger RNA. RefSeq names its product CaiB/BaiF CoA transferase family protein. Gene Ontology annotation, molecular function: catalytic activity. NCBI's taxonomy places the organism in Eukaryota, Fungi, Ascomycota, Eurotiomycetes, Eurotiales, Aspergillaceae. The transcript is spliced from 6 exons. The coding region runs from base 1 to 1362 and encodes 453 amino acids. The record is from RefSeq and is a predicted model, not a curated record.
AUGCCUCCUCUAGUUCGGGUAAUGCGCCGAUUCACUGCCUCCGCAAUUACCCAGAACUCCAACUUGCACUUGCGAACAAUCUCAAAUGCCGCUGGCAAAACAAUCGAAAGUAACGAUAGAGUUCCUGGUGCUCUGGCUGGUAUAAAAAUAUUGGAUCUUUCCCGUGUUCUCGCUGCACCUUUCUGUACUCAGAUUUUAGCCGAUUAUGGCGCACAAGUUAUCAAAAUCGAAGACGUUGCAAAAGGCGAUGAGACGAGAGGGUGGAAGGCUCAAGGUGAAGAAGACGCAUGGAAAUCUGAAUAUGGACCGAUGUCAAACUAUUUUGCGGGAGUGAACCGGAACAAGAGAUCAAUCUGCUUAGAUUUGAAGCACGAGAAAGGCAAAGAAAUUUUCAUGAAACUGGCAAAGGAGGCGGACGUGAUCAUCGAGAACUUUAAGCCUGGGACAAUGGACCGACUUGGUCUCGGAUACGAGUUUGUGAAAAAUAUCAACAGGCGAGUUAUCUAUGCAACUCUCUCCGGAUACGGGCCCGAGGGCCCCUAUGCCGACAGAGGGGGUUAUGAUAUGAUUGCAGCUGCUGAAGGAGGGCUUCUCCACGUCACCGGGCCCAGAAAUGGCUCUCCCGUCCGUUGUGGCUUAGGGGUAACAGAUAUCUCGACAGGAUUGUUUCUUCACGGGGCCAUUCUCGCAGCCAUAUACUCGCGAGAGCGAACUGGUCUUGGACAGAGAGUGGAUUCCUCUUUAUUUGAAACGCAACUAGCAAUGCUCACGAACGUUGGCAUGGGUUGGCUCAACAUGGGUCUUGAAGCCGAGCGUUGGGGCUGCCAACAUCCCAGCAUUGUUCCAUACGAUGCCUUCAAGACAAAGGACCUGUAUUUUGUGUGUGGGGCUGCCAAUGACGGCCAAUUCAAGGCGUUAUGCCGAGUUUUGGGCUUACAGGCCUUGGUUCAAGAUGACAGAUACACAACCAACGCAAAGCGCGUCGAGAAUCGGGACUCUUUACUUUCGACUCUCAAUGAAGUUCUUUUGACCAAAACCACGGAUGAGUGGCUUGCAUUGUUCAGAAAAAGUGGACUACCUCAUGCACCAAUCAAUACUAUUGAAAGGGCGUUUGCACAUCCCCAAGCAGAGGCGAGAAACAUGACCUUCAAUGUUGAUUUUGAGCCAGCCAAAUCGGGAAAACUCACUAUGAUUGGGCCUCCUGUCUCAUUCAGUGAGGAUAAGCCGUUGUUCUAUUCCAAGCCUCCACUUCUCGGUGAGCAUACGCUGGAUAUACUGAGGGAAAUAGGCAUAUCAGAGACGGAAAUUGAUGACCUGAAGGCAUGCAAGGUUGUGAGGGAACAAACUAAAGGAAUUCAAUGA